Molecule: messenger RNA, 1053 nt
Organism: Juglans regia (Persian walnut)
Lineage: Eukaryota; Viridiplantae; Streptophyta; Magnoliopsida; Fagales; Juglandaceae
Product: putative disease resistance protein RGA4
Exons: 1
Coding region: 1-1053 (350 amino acids)
Biological process (GO): defense response to other organism
Molecular function (GO): ADP binding
Source: RefSeq, a predicted model, not a curated record
AUGGCAAAGGUACGCCAUUUCUUUUCGUCCCCCAUGGCACUUUCAUCCCGUUUAAAAUUGGCUCACAAAAUCAAGAACAUUAGAGAGAGGUUAGAUGAGAUUAAUGCUGAGAAGGUUCAGUUUGAUCUCACUGAACGGCAUGAAGAGGUGCAUGUCAAUCCCUUGUGGAGGGAGAAGACACAUUCCUUUAUUGAUCCUUCAACGGUCAUCGGUAGGCAUGGUGACAAAGAAGAAAUAAAAAAGAGUUUGAUGCACCCAAAUCCCACUAGAAAUCUUAAUAUAAUUGCCAUAGUUGGAUUAGGAGGUAUGGGAAAGACCACACUUGCCAAGGCAGUUUACAAUGACGAAUCCGUAGUUAAUCAUUUUCAGUUGAGAAUGUGGGUUUGUGUAUCUGAUAAUUUUAAUGUUACAAGAUUGGUGGAAGAAAUCCUUAAAUCUGCUGGUGGUAGAGUUGAUAAGAAUUCAAGUAAUGAAGAUACAUUGCAGACUAGUUUGAGAGAACUUUUAAAGGAUAAAAGGUUUCUACUGGUCUUAGACGAUGUCUGGAAUGAAAAUAGAAAUAAAUGGACUGAACUGAGAGAUUUGCUAACUGGAGGGUCGCAUGGAAGUGUCAUUGUUGUAACGACACGUAGUCGCAGGGUUUCUUCCAUUUUAGACCCUAUUUAUACACAUUCUGUAGAAGGUCUAUCAAAAGAAGAAAGUUUGUCUUUGUUUGUGAAAUGUGCAUUCAAGGAAGGAGAAGACAAAUUAUAUCCAAACCUUUUACCAAUUGCGGAUGAAAUAGUGAAAAAGUGUAAAUGGGUUCCAUUGGCCGUGAAGAGUUUAGGUGGUCUACUUUAUUCGGAAGUCGAUGAAAGUGAGUGGGAAUUGGUGAGAGGUAACGAGAUCUGGGAAUUGGAAGAAAAUGAGGGAGGCAUCUUACCUGCAUUGCAAUUGAGCUAUAAUCAAUUGCCAAUUCAUUUGAAGCGAUGCUUUGCCUAUUGCGUUAAUUUUCCAAAGGAUCAUGAAUUCGAGAAUAUUGUUAAAUUGAACAUUGGGUGGCACAUGGAUUAA